Eptesicus fuscus (big brown bat) is the source of this 2805-nucleotide messenger RNA. It is a transcript of the gene LNX1, whose product is annotated as ligand of numb-protein X 1. Lineage: Eukaryota; Metazoa; Chordata; Mammalia; Chiroptera; Vespertilionidae. Bases 208 to 2406 code for a protein of 732 amino acids. Gene Ontology annotation, biological process: ubiquitin-dependent protein catabolic process. Gene Ontology annotation, molecular function: metal ion binding; protein binding; ubiquitin-protein transferase activity. The record is from RefSeq and is a predicted model, not a curated record. The transcript has 11 exons. Gene Ontology annotation, cellular component: cytoplasm.
CCGAGGCUCAGGCCGGUCACAGCUCGGGCUGCCCGGGGAGCUGCUGGACUCACCUGCACAGCGCGAGAGCUGCGGGGCUGCUGCUCUGAGAGCCCGGGCGGACACUGACAAAGGUUUGUGGAUGGCUCCUAGAAGAUCUUGAUUGGCUCCCGAGGAAAUAUCAUUUUGCUGGAUUGGUUUCCUGUCAUCCUGUCCCCGCAGUCAACCAUGAGCCAGUCAGACCCUGCCGAGGACCCGGAUCCCAGCCCUGAGCCCCUGUGUGUGGUGUGUGGCCAAGUCCACUCCCCCGAGGAAAAUCACUUCUACACCUACACAGAAGAUGUGGACGAUGACCUCAUAUGCCACAUCUGCCUGCAAGCCUUGCUGGACCCUCUGGACACUCCCUGUGGACACACCUACUGCACUCUCUGCCUCACCAACUUCCUGGUGAGUAAGGACUUCUGCCCCCUGGACCGCAAGCCCCUGGUUCUCCAGCACUGCAAGAAGUCCAGCAUCCUGGUCCACAAGCUCCUCAACAAGCUCACGGUGACCUGCCCGUUCGCCGAGCACUGCGCCGAGGUGUUGCAGCGCUGUGAUCUCGAGCAUCACUUCCAAACCAGCUGUAAAGGCGCCUCCCACUAUGGCCUGACCAAGGACAGGAAGAGGCGCUCCCAGGAUGGCUGUGCGGACGGCUGUGCGAGCCUCGCGGCCACGACACUCCUCCCGGAGGUUUCUGCCGCUGCCACCAUCGCCUUAAUGACAGACGAGCCUGGCCUGGACAACCCUGCCUACGUGUCCGCGGCAGAGGACGGGCAGCCAGCAGACAGCCCAUCGGACUUUGGCCGGAGCAACCGAACGAGGGCACGGCCCUUCGAGCGAUCCUCCAUUAGAAGCAGAUCGUUUAAAAAAAUAAACCGAGCUCUGAGUGUUCUGCGAAGGACCAAGAGUGGGAGCGUGGUUGCCAAUCAGGCUGACGAGGGCGGAGAAAACUCUGAAAGCACCACUCCCCCUGAAGUCUUUCCAAGGUUGUAUCACCUGAUUCCAGACGGUGAAAUUACCAGCAUCAAGAUUACUAGAGUGGAUCCCAAUGAAAGCCUCUCCAUUAGGCUUGUGGGAGGCAGUGAAACCCCGCUGGUCCAUAUCAUUAUCCAGCACAUCUAUCGUGAUGGGGUGAUUGCCAGAGACGGCCGGCUACUGCCAGGAGACAUCAUACUAAAGGUCAACGGGAUGGACAUCAGCAACGUCCGUCACAACUACGCCCUGCGCCUGCUGCGGCAGCCCUGCCGGGUGCUGUGGCUCACGGUGCUGCGGGAGCAGAAGUUCCGGAGCAGGAGCAACGGGCAGGCGCUGGACAGCUAUGGGCCCCGCGAGGACAGUUUCCAUGUGAUUCUCAACAAAAGCAGCCCCGAGGAGCAGCUUGGCAUAAAACUGGUGCGCAAGGUGGAUGAACCUGGGGUGUUCAUUUUCAACGUGCUGGAUGGCGGUGUGGCGGACCGACACGGCCAGCUGGAGGAGAACGACCGUGUGUUAGCCAUCAACGGACAUGACCUCAGAUACGGCAGCCCAGAGAGCGCAGCUCACCUGAUCCAGGCCAGUGAAAGGCGCAUCCACCUCGUCGUGUCCCGCCAGGCCCGUCAGCAGAGUCCUGACAUCUUUCAGGAAGCCGGCUGGAGCAGCAACGGCAGCCGGUCCUCGGGGCCAGGGGACAGGAGCCACAACCCCAAGCACCUCCCUCUUGCAGUCACUUGUCAUGAGAAGGUGGUCAGUGUCCGAAAAGACCCCAGCGAAUCUCUUGGGAUGACUGUUUCAGGGGGAGCAUCACACAGUGAGUGGGAUUUGCCUAUCUACGUCAUCAGUGUUGAACCUGGAGGAGUCAUAAGCAGAGAUGGAAGAAUAAAAACAGGUGACAUUUUGUUGAAUGUGAAUGGGGUUGAACUAACAGAGGUCAGCCGGAACAAGGCCGUUGCAUUAUUGAAAAGCACAUCCUCCUUGAUGGUUCUUAAAGCUUUGGAAGUCAAACAAUGUGAGUCCCAGGAAGAAUGCAACAGCCCAGCAGCCCUGGACUCCAACCACAACAUGGCCCCGCCCAGUGACUGGUCCCCCUCCUGGGUCAUGUGGCUGGAAUUACCACGGUACCUGUAUAACUGCAAAGAUGUUGUAUUAAGAAGAAACACAGCUGGAAGUCUGGGCUUCUGCAUUGUAGGAGGUUAUGAAGAAUACAAUGGGAACAAACCUUUUUUUAUCAAAUCCAUUGUUGAAGGAACACCAGCAUAUAAUGAUGGAAGAAUUAGAUGUGGUGACAUUCUUCUUGCUGUCAAUGGUAGAAGUACAUCAGGAAUGAUACAUGCUUGCUUGGCAAGGAUGCUAAAAGAACUUAAAGGGAAAAUCACUCUCACUAUUGUUUCUUGGCCUGGCACUUUUUUAUAGAAUUGAUGGGUCAUAGAAAAUCACAAAAGUUGAAACAAUAUAUUUAUCUUGUCAAUUUUUGUAUUUAAAGCAUACAUUAUAAAAAUGUGAACUUUAAUAUCAGCAAAAUUAUGAUCUAAUGAAAGCCAAUUACACCUCAGAAAAUAUAAUUCUCAAAACAAAUAUUACUAAUAGUUUUUAUUCAAUGUGGUGGAUUUUGCAUCACUCUACGUUUACGUUUAUAUUUUUCUAUUUAAUAAAAAGCUCUUAAACAGCUGAAAUGGUUUGUAUGCCCUCAAAUGAAUUCGAAUCAUAAAAUUAAAAAUUUGAGUAUUUUAAAAAUAACUUACAGCCAAAUGAUUUUAAAAGUGCAUUACUGGAAAAUGUUUCUUUCAUCAAAUAAGAAAUAAAUAUUUUUUA